AUGAAGGACGCGGCGGUGGACGACGACGACGACGAUUACGACGACGACGACGGCGAUAUCGAUGAUCCGAGCGCGGCGCGUCGGGAGCGGUCGAUGGAUGCGUCGGGAGGGCCGAGGUACGCGAGCGCGCGAGACGCGCCGUUCCGAGCGCUCGCGCGCGCGUGCGAACGUGUGCAAAGAGAACGUGGGCGUAAGAAGGCGAACGCGGCGAGGCGGUACGCGGCGCUGGAUGCGUUUCACGACGUGUGCUUGGUGUCGACGAGGGAUGGGACGCGAUGCGAUGCGUUCGACGCGUAUCGAUUGUUGAUACCGACGCUGGAUAAAGAGCGAGAGACGUAUCGGUUGAAACACGACGCGUUGGCCAAGUGCGUGGUGAGCGCGUUCGACAUGGCGCGAGCGAGCGAGGACGCGAAGACGCUUGAAGACUGGAAACAGAAGGGUGGGGGGAACUUCCCGCAGGCUGUGCGAGAGGUCUUGGAGCGCGGUCAUCUUCAGGGAAGGGAGGGCGACGCAGACGUACGAGAGCUCACCAUUGGCGAGGUAAACGAUACCUUGGACGAGUUAGCGGCGUGCGAGAGCAAACACGAGCGUGCGGCGACGCUCAGGAAGCUGUUCGGGAAGAUGGAUGCGGUGAUGGUGAAGUGGGCGUGCGCGAUCAUUCUGAAGGAAACAAAGCUGCGAAUGGGAGACAAGGCAAUUAUGCGUCACUACCACAGAGACGCGGAGGAUUUGUUCGAUUGGACGAGUGACUUAAGAAGGGUGUGCGAGGAUUUACCGAGGCGAGACGUUCGGUUGAAACGCGCGGAUAUCAACGUCGGAGAGGGUUUGAUAAAUCCUCAGUUGGCGCUGAGGAAAAACACCGCCGACGCCAUCAUGAAGACGCUCAGGGGCCGACAGUUCAUCAUUGAAACGAAAUUCGAUGGAGAACGCAUCCAGCUUCACAAAGACGGAGAAAUCAUCAACUACUGGACUCGUAACAUGAAUGAUUUCGGACCACGCGGCUACGACGUGAUGAACGGCCUUUUUCGCCAUCUACCGAAGCGAUGUAUCCUCGACGGCGAACUGUUGGUGUGGAACAAGCUUCGAGAGACAUGGCAUCCUUUCGGAGCGAUUAAAACUUUAAUCAAGGCGGCGAACCUGCGCAAGUCGAAAGACGAGGUUUUCCCCUUGUCCAACGACACUGACGAUCGUGACGACGGGGAUGACAUCGCUGGUUAUGACCCGAAGAGCUCCAAGUACGAGUGGUACCAAGAGUACAUGAAGAAACUAACGUACGGCGAUUUGGAGCUGGUCUAUGUACCAUUCGACAUCUUGUAUAUUGGAGACGAAAGCGUUCGGCAUCUCCAGCUCGUCGAGCGUCAUGCGAAACUCAGGGAGCACGUUCACCCGGUAUCGGCGAUGUGUGGAAACAUUAAAGCUCGAAUUUUACUUGCGACUCCCGACUGUGAGUUUUCUAAAAUCGGCUCAACCAAGCAGGACAUCGAGCGCGCAUUGCUUGAAGCGAUCGAAGCCGGUGACGAAGGCUUGGUCAUCAAAGAUCUCAAUAGCGAGUGGAUUCCUGGUGAUCGUAGCGGUAACUGGAUGAAAAUUAAACCGGACUACUGCAAGAGCGAGGACUUGGACGUGCUUCUGAUCGGAGGAUACUACGGCGCUGGUGAGUUGCGUGGAGGUAAAAUUUCUCAAUUCCUCGUUGGUAUCAUCGAAUCUACGAACGACCCAACGAGCGCUCACGGAAUCAAGAUAAUGAGCUUUUGCAAGGUCGGCACCGGCAUCAGCGCCACAGAGUUGGAUGACCUUAGAAACCGUUUGGGUGACUACAUGCAUAGAGAAAAGCCACGAGAGAUGGAUUACAACGUCACAGACGCCUACAGCGAAAGACCCGACGUAUGGAUUUGGCCACCGCAGAGAUCUGUUGUCGUGAGAGUAAAGGGUGAUAUUCGAUGCAUUCGUUCCAUGACGUACGCGACUGGAUACAGCUUGCGCUUUCCACGAGUGACUGGCAUUCGAUACGAUAAAACGUGGUCAGACAUACUCACAAAUGCAGAGCUCAAACAAAUAAUUGAAGAAGACAGACCAAACAUCGCGAUGGAUAUGGGCGAGGGACACAUGAAUUCUCGGAAACGCACGCGCGCAGCGGCGCUCACGACGUUACUUCCGGCCCAUCUGAUGCCUGUUGAUGUCUCUGGUGUUGUGCCGGAAUCUGAAGUAUUCAAAAGCUUGCAGAUACAUAUAGUGAAUUGCGAAAGUCGAGAGCAAAAGCAGGAAUUGUUCAAAGCAAUCAUCGCUCGCGGUGGACGCACGAGCGAGAUGUGGCACUCCGACGUGACGCAUAGUGUGGCUGCGAACAGGGACGGUGCAAAAUUCAUCGCCGCAAGCCACCAUGGCGACGUGUACACAAUCGAUUGGCUGAAGCAGUGCAUCCAGCAGAACCGUAUCGUGACGCCGCGACCACGACAUCGCUUAAAUCUCGCGACGUCGACUUGGUACGGCUCUAAUAUAAUGGAUAGGUAUGGAGACGACCACGCCAUUCCGUGCAACGAAGAGGACAUACGCGCACUUCUUCACCAAGUUGGUGAUCAAGCGAAGCGUUGGGAAACAUCGGAGGUCCCGGCCAUGGUCGAAUUAACUCGCGAGUACCCGAACUUACUUAAGAGUAUGAAGUACUGUACGUUUAGCGAGUGCGUGUUUGAAAUCGACGAUUCGUGCGAUGUUCAACACAACGAAUGGAUGUCUGAAAGCGAACACUUUCGCCUCAUGUUGCAUGAGGAGCGAUUCAACGUCGAACUACGUCUGCGACUGUUCGGAGGAACGAUGGCGCCGGAGGGUCGUAGCGGAACGCACAUAGUGCGUAUGAACGAUGAUUCCGUGCGUGAAGAGUAUUUGGAUGACGGGCGCGUGCUUGUAUCGAACGGAUGGGUAACAAAGCGCACGCGUAAACAAUCUCCUCGUAUGAGCCCAAAUUUAGACAUUAGAAGUUUCUAG
Molecule: messenger RNA, 2982 nt
Organism: Ostreococcus tauri
Lineage: Eukaryota; Viridiplantae; Chlorophyta; Mamiellophyceae; Mamiellales; Bathycoccaceae
Product: DNA ligase, ATP-dependent, N-terminal
Exons: 1
Coding region: 1-2982 (993 amino acids)
Biological process (GO): double-strand break repair via nonhomologous end joining; DNA recombination; nucleotide-excision repair, DNA gap filling
Cellular component (GO): DNA ligase IV complex
Molecular function (GO): ATP binding; DNA ligase (ATP) activity; DNA binding
Source: RefSeq, a predicted model, not a curated record